UUGCAAAGUAUGUUCAUAUUAUGAAUGAUUUAAAAUAUACAGCAGUUCCUUCUGCCCAUGUUCCAUGAAUAAGGGCCCCUGUGUUUAUACCAUGAAGACACAUUUCAGGACGUGCUGAAAUAAAAACAUGCAAUCUGAAAUCUUGUAUUAGACCUGGUUUGGCCUCAGCUAAGGCCAUCCUGUAGAUCUAUUAACCGGUGAAGGUGGUGUGAUCGAGUGACCUUGAUGGCCAGUAGGCUGGUUUCUAUGGGUCAGUCAUUAGUGUUUAUAUUAAGUGAACUUUCAUCCUAUUUGUUGAAACAUCAGAUGCAUUUGUACAGGCAACACAUCAUGUCUGUGCUCACUAGAAGCAGAAAUGUAAUACAGAACAAUAAUAAUCUUAAUAUUUUAAACAAACAACUUUGAGCCUUUCAUAAUUCAGUUUAAUACAUAUUGAACCUAAAUUUAACAAAACACAUUGGGAUUUCUGGACUCUAGUAAAAAUAUAAUGGUUAUUUUAUUGAGCAUAUGUAAUGUAUUUUUAUUAGAUGAAGGUUGCAAAAUGGAAAAUGUCCUCAGUUGUCUUAUCAAUAAUGAGUUUUGCUUUAUCUUAUCUGCUCGAAUUUUUAGUAGAAUCACAAUCUCUUUCAUACUAUUGACUUUGUGACCUUGGAGCUUGCAUAACAAUCUUAAUGAACAAAGUGUUGAUGAAUAAACAACACUUAAUUUAACUUGCAAUCUCUAUAUAUGCAAACAUGAAUUAAUGAAUAUUAAUGCAGACAUUUUUGCAGAAAUGUCUUGCAAAUUCCAUACAAUACAACUUGAGUAUGAAGUUAUUUUAGAACGCAAAUUCUAUUCAAAUAUCAACUGUAGAAAAUUUACAUGAUGUUUACAUUUUUUAAAAAAAAUUCCGUAUUAAGUCUGUGACAGAUAUUAAUAUCAUAAGUUGUAUGUGUAUUUUAAAAAGAAAAACGUCAACAAUACAUUUCGUUGACAAUUAUAUUUUUGUUUAUAUAAAAAGUAUAAACUAUAUAUUAUAGUGCUGUGACGGUGAAAUCGUUUGAAUGUGAGCGCAGUAUGAGGUCCUGUCACCUGCUCCACACCUCACGUGACACGAUGGUAGGUUUGAAUGGAACAGUAGACGCACAACGUUAUUUCACCUGAGAAACGCAUGUAGUACUGCGUAGGGCACACAUCUGUUUCAUUCACUCCUGCUUUGAAAACUACACGAUUUCCAACAGCACUGACAGGGAAAAAAACCCGUUCGAACAUACUCUGUACAAUGUCUGCUGAUGAGUGUAUAUCACAGAGUGAUUCCAAGGAAAUUCCUGUCUCUGGAAAUGAUACUGAAGGUUCUGUUAAAACUGAGGAAUAUCAGACCGUAGCACUCCAUGACUCCAAAAACCAACCAAAUGGGGAUUGUUCAUUCCCUGUCAUGAAGAAUAACACAGGCGAUGAACUGGCAAUACCAUUGACGACUGGAGAUGUGCGUCUUGCUCAAGCCCAGGAGCUGUGGAGCACAGCCGGAGACAAGCCUGUCAAACUGAGGAUGGAGACAUCGGGACUUGGCUCAGAACCUCCGAUGACGAUCCAUCAGAUGUUCCUCGCUACAGUGCAGAAGUACGGAGACUAUCCUGCCCUCCGUGCAAAGAAAGAUGGAACUUGGGUCACUCUGACCUACAAGGAGUACUAUCAACAUGCAAGAGUGGCAGCCAAAAGCUUUCUGAAGCUGGGCCUGGAGCGAUUCCAUGGUGUGGGUAUUCUGGGCUUCAAUUCUCCUGAAUGGUUUAUAGCCGACGUUGGAUGUAUCCUAGCAGGGGGACUGGCCACUGGAAUCUACACCACUAACUCUCCAGAGGCCUGCCAGUAUGUCGCUCAUAACUGUGAAGCUAAUGUUCUAGUUGUGGAAAACAACAAACAACUGAUCAAAAUCCUCCAGGUCAGAGAUCAGUUGCCACAUUUGAAGGCUAUUGUUCAGUACAAAGGUGAACUGGAGCAGAAGUUACCAAACGUUUAUACGUGGGCGGAAUUUAUGAAGUUGGGAGCGAAUGUCCCUGAUUCUGAGCUGGAUGUGUUGAUAGACAGUCAAAAGGCCAACGAGUGCUGCACAUUAAUCUACACAUCAGGCACCACAGGGAAUCCCAAAGGGGUAAUGCUCAGCCAUGAUAGUAUCACUUGGACAGCCAGUGCAGCAGGUCGUAUGAUCAAUCUGAAGAUGGCUGAAGAGGAACUUGUGAGCUACUUGCCCUUGAGUCACGUGGCAGCCCAGGUCCAAGACAUGUGGAUCUGCAUGAGGUUUGCCGGCAUAACCAAUUUUGCCGAGCCGGAUGCCCUGAAGGGCUCCCUGGCCAACACUUUGAGAGAGGUGCGUCCCACGAGCUUCUUGGGAGUUCCUCGAGUGUGGGAAAAAAUGCAGGAAGCAAUGAAAGCCGUUGGUGCAAAGUCGUCUGUCACCAAGAAGAAGAUUGGAGACUGGGCCAAAGUGAUCGGACUUAAAGCUAGCUAUAAUGCCAUGAAUGGCGAUUCCUCAGUGCCGUGGGGCUUCACGUUGGCGAAUGCCCUGGUUUUCAAGAACGUAAGAAAAGCUCUGGGUCUUGACCGCUGUAGGAUUUGUUUCACAGGUGCAGCUCCAAUCACCAAAGACACACUGGAGUACUUUAUGAGCCUUUACAUCCCCCUCUUUGAGUUGUACGGCAUGAGCGAGAGCACUGGACCUCACACCAUCUCCUGGGCUGAGGGUUAUCGCAUUAUGAGUUGUGGUAAGGUGUUGACCGGCUGCAAAACUAAAUUAGACAAGCCAGAUACUGAUGGGACCGGUGAGAUCUGUUUCUGGGGGAGGCAUGUGUUUAUGGGAUACUUGAACAUGCCAGAAAAGACUGAGGAGGCACUGGAUGCAGAUGGGUGGCUUCACUCAGGAGACCUGGGCAAACAUGACAAAGAUGACUUCUUGUUCAUCACUGGCAGAAUAAAAGAAUUAAUCAUUACUGCCGGUGGAGAAAAUGUUGCACCUGUCCCUAUUGAGGAUGCCCUAAAAGAGGAGGUGUCAAUCAUCAGCAAUAUCAUGCUGGUUGGAGAUAAAAAGAAGUUUCUGUCUAUGCUACUCACACUCAAGUGUAACAUUGAUGACAAUGGAGAGCCCACAGAUGAACUGACCCCAUUAGCGGUGGAGUAUUGUCGGCAGCACGGUGUAAUUGCCAGCAAAGUUUCAGAAAUCAUUAACAAAAAAGAACCAGCCAUUUACAAAGCCAUCCAGGAGGGCAUAGACCACGUUAAUGCCAAAGCCACAUCCAAUGCUCAGAGAGUCCAGAAGUGGACCAUCCUUCCACGAGACUUCUCCAUAUCUGGCGGUGAACUUGGUCCAACCAUGAAGCUCAAAAGACCUGUCGUCAGUAAAAUGUACGAAGAAGAAAUAAACAAAUUUUAUGGUGAAUAACAGAAGAACUGUGGGAAUUAAAUGGCUGACUACUCUGGGAUCAUAUUCUUUCGCCUUUAAUAAACAGUAAUCUGUAUUUUGCUCACUCCAGGGCUUCCAAUGGACCGCACUAUUAUAACACAAGUCAAACUUUGGAUCGUUUUAUACCAAUAGAUUUAUUACCUUCAGUACCACUUUAUAUUAAGUGGCCCUAACUACAGUGUAUACUUACAUCAAAAUAAGUACAAUGUACGUAUUGCGUUCAUAUUGUAUUGCAAAACACUUUUGCUGCUAUUGAUGUGAGAUAUGUGUAAGGUUAGGGACAGGUUUGGCGGUAUGGAUAGGUUUAAGGGUGGGUUAAGGUGUGAGGGAUGGCUCAACAGUGUAAUUAUAAAGGUAAUUACAGAAAUUAAUUACAUACUUUUUUUUGUAUAUAUAUGUACAAUGUAAAACAUGUAUGUACACAAUAAAUGCAUUGUACCAAAUAAUUAAUUUAAAUGUAAGUACAAAGUAGUUAAGGCCACUUAAUAUAAAGUGGGACCAUACCUUCUACAAAGUUUCAAUGAAUCAGUUUUUUAUCUAUCUAUUGUCAUUAUAACUGGUUCUGUAUAUUCUGUACAAUAUAUGAAAUUGGACUUGAUUGUGUGUAAGUUGUAUUACUGUGCAAUUACUGUGCAUAUUACUGUUAAUAUAAGAUCUGUGAUGAAGUCAGUUUGUCUGAAUAGAAAUAGGCUAAGACUGAGUCUCAUGUGAUCUGUACAGGUUAAUACUGUUGCUUGCACACUGAGUAUUGUUGGUUCUUCAAACAGUUACAGCCUAACUGUAAAGAAGCAUGUGUGACAAUUGUUUGUUCUCUUGCUGUUCAAAUUUCACCCAGCACAUUGAAUAUUUAUGAGAGUGGAGAUUAUAUGCUGGAAUAUAUAAAUAAAUUAUAUUAUUAGAA
Onychostoma macrolepis is the source of this 4334-nucleotide messenger RNA. Its product is annotated as long-chain-fatty-acid--CoA ligase ACSBG2-like. The transcript has 15 exons. Gene Ontology annotation, cellular component: endoplasmic reticulum; membrane. Gene Ontology annotation, molecular function: long-chain fatty acid-CoA ligase activity. The record is from RefSeq and is a predicted model, not a curated record. The coding region runs from base 1262 to 3412 and encodes 716 amino acids. Lineage: Eukaryota; Metazoa; Chordata; Actinopteri; Cypriniformes; Cyprinidae.